UCCUUUCAUUCUAUUUAUAGUGCAAAUCAGAUGGGGGUAAGAAAAAACACACUUAAUAUAUUUUAUUGUUUGAAAAGAGUAUUCGAUAUCAAUUUUGAACUCAAUUAACAAAUAUCUACAAUCUCAACAAGCAUAAAUUUUGGCAAAAAUUAUACAAAAAAUUUGAAAAAUAUUCGUUUGUAACUAGAUACACUGUUUUUAAGAUUAUUAAAGUAGCCAAGUGCUAUAGAGUUAAUAAUUAAUUAAGACUUCAUAGGCUUCGCUUUUAAAUUAAGGCACUCGCUCAUUUAAAUAGCUACUCAACCUCUUGUCAUUGUAGAAUGA
This is a messenger RNA of Paramecium octaurelia, 324 nucleotides long. Lineage: Eukaryota; Ciliophora; Oligohymenophorea; Peniculida; Parameciidae. The record is from the annotation of a GenBank genome assembly.